Symbiodinium necroappetens is the source of this 1350-nucleotide messenger RNA. The record is from the annotation of a GenBank genome assembly. Lineage: Eukaryota; Dinophyceae; Suessiales; Symbiodiniaceae.
AUGGCUUUUGCUGAUGUCAUCGUGCAGGAGUCUGACCUCGAUAUCAUCAUCGUAGAUAUGCACGGUCAGCCUGGCGGGCACUGGAACGAUGCUUACCCGUUUGUCACGUUGCACCAGCCGUCAUCUUUCUACGGAGUGAGCUCUCUGCCACUGGGGAAUGAUGGCCUGGCCCAGCAGGGUUUCAACGAAGGCCUGGGAGAACUAGCCACAGGCGCCGAAAUAAAUGCCUAUUUUGAGCAGGUCAUGCAGACAAAAAUGCUGCCCUCCGGCCAGGUGCGCUAUUUCCCCAAGUGCCGCUACACCGGCGAUGGGCAAUUUGAAUCCAUGUUGACCGGACAGAAAUAUCAGGUGACGGCUGACAAGCGAACCGUCGACACAACCUCGUUGAACACCGCAGUACCUUCGACCCAUACGCCGAGCUUCACGAUUGCCGAGGGUGUACGCUUCAUGCCGCUCAACGAUUUAACAAAAGUCACCAGUCCGCCCGAAGGCUUUGUCGUAGUUGGCGGUGGUAAAACCGGUGCGGAUGCGUGCCUGUGGCUGUUAGAAAACGGUGUUGAUCCUGGCUCGAUAAGCUGGAUUAUGCCUCGGGAUGCCUGGUGGCUUAAUCGUGCCAAUGUGCAGCCCCGGGAAGAAUUUUUCUUCGCCACCAUAGGAACUCAAGCAAAUCAAUUUGAAGCCGCGGCUAAAGCGACAAGCAUGGACGACUUGUUUGAUCGCUUGGCAGCCUGCGGCAUGUUGCAGAGGCUGGAUCCUGCAGUCCGUCCCAGCAUGUUUCAUGCGGCGAUUCUCAGCGACAAAGAGCUGGCAGCACUGCAAACCAUCAAUAAUGUGAUCAGAAUGGGGCGAGUGACAGAACUGGGGCUGCACGAGAUUACGCUGGAAAAAGGCAGCAUUCCUACGAGCCCGGAACACCUGCAUGUUGAUUGCUCGGCCAGCGCCAUUCUUGGUCCCUCAAUGGCUGAGAUAAAACCGAUUUUUCAGGAAGGCACAAUCCUGCCGCAAACAAUAAGGUCCUACCAACCUGCAUUCAGUGCUGCAGCCAUCGCGCACAUCGAAAUUGCGUACGAUAAUGACGAGAUAAAAAAUGAGUUGUGUCGUGUGGUGCCGCUGCCCAACCAUGAUAGAGACUGGGUACCCAUGACAUUAGUAAACAUGGCAAAUGCUAAGCGCUGGUCUGAAGAACCUGAACUCAUGCAAUGGCAGAAAGACAAUCGCCUUAACGGUUUUUCUGCGUUGGCGGCCAGUGCGGAAGGCGACCCUGAAAAAAUGGCGGUUGUACAGAAAAUGUUCGCUAACAUGAUGCCAGCCGCAGUGAAUCUGAUGAAGCUCAUGGAUUCAAACGACUGA